AUGUUCUACUGUGCUCUACCUGAAGGAGUACCUAGAGGUGAUACACCUGGUGAAGGAGAGGGGGAAGGAGGUCUUGACAGAUUUGGCACAGGAGGAAGAUUGACGGGGGUAGAAGGUACUCCUUCUAGUGCAGGAGCAGCAGGAGGAGUUUCAGGCGGCAUAAGAGGAACUGGAAGAGGAGGUGGUCCUGCGACUGGAACUGGACUUGGACCAGGAGGCACAGCUGCAGCAGUAGGAACAACACAAAAACCCUCCAAAGCAUACAAUCCUGAUGGAACCAAAGUUGGAGCUUUACCCGAUGGAGUAGGGGGUGGCACUGGGAUAUUUGGAGGAGGUCCAGGAGGAGUUGGCACAGGAGCUGGUGUAGGUGGACAGGGUCCAGGAGGAGUCGGGUUCGGCCCUGGUGCAGCUGGAGGAGGCCCGGGAGGAGUUGGGUUUGGCCCUGGUGCAGCUGGAGGAGGCCCAGGAGGAGUUGGGUUCGGGCCUGGUGCAGCUGGAGGAGGUCCAGGAGGAGUUGGGUUCGGCCCUGGUGCAGCUGGAGGAGGUCCAGGAGGAGUUGGGUUCGGGCCUGGUGCAGCUGGAGGAGGCCCUGGAGGAGUUGGAACUGGAACUGGUGCAGUUGGAGGAGGUCCAGGAGGAGUAGGGUUCGGUCCUGGUGCAGUUGGAGGAGGUAGGACAGGACCUGGCACAGUUGGAGCAGGCCCAGGAGGAGUUGGGCUUGGGCCUGGAGGUAUGGUGCCUGGCGGAGGAGCAGGUCCUGCAAAACCUGGAAAAAGUUAUGGUGCUGGUGGAGCUGGAGCAUUACCAGGUGGAGGUGUACGCUUUCCGACAGGGGCUGGAGUAGGACAAGGAGGAAAACCAGGCAAAACAUAUGGGGCUUUUGGAGCAGGAAGCCAAGGUGGAGUUGGUGCUGGUGGCUAUGGUGGUCCUGGAGGGGUUGGUGCUGGCACUGGAGGAUAUGGCACAGGACUGGGGGGUUAUGGACCCGGACAAGGAGGUUAUAGUACUGGACCUGGCAGCUAUGGGGCCAAAACAGGAAGCAAGGGUGCUGGUGGUGGUCCUAAUGGAGCUGGGACCCUUGGAGUUGGAGCCGCUGGAGUUGGUCCUGGAGGUUUAGGAGGUGGAGGAGUUGGUUUAGGCGGAGGACCAGGUUAUACUGCUGGUGGACUGGGGGGAUAUGGCGGUUCAAGAUAUGGCGCUGGAAAACCAUCAAAAAGUUAUGGGGUAGGAGCCGGUGGUAAUGGAAUUGGACCAGGUGGCUAUGGAGCUGGACCAGGUGGAGCAGGUUCCAGUCCAGGAGGUUUUGGAGUAGGUGGCACUGGACCUGGCAGUUUUGGACCUGGCACCGCAGGAGCAGGAAUAGGUCGUGGCGGAACUGGAAUGGGUGGCUAUGGACCAGGUGGUGUUGCCACAAGACCUGGCCUCUAUGGGAAUGGUGGAGCAGGUCAAGGACUGGGCAUAAGGAAGCCACUCAAAUCUGGCUAUGGUUCAUCCUCAUUGGGUGCACCUGGGUAUGGCAAUGGUGGAUUUGGCCCAGGAACUGGUGGCUUUGGACCAGGUGCUGCUGGUACAGGAACUAAUGGCUUUGGACCAGGCGGCGCUGGCACAGGAACAGUUGGAUUUGGACCACGUGGUGCUGGCACAGGGACAGGUGGAUUUGGACCAGGUGGUGCUGGCACAGGAACAGGUGGAUUUGGACCAGGUGGUGCUGGCACAGGAACAGGUGGAUUUGGACCAGGUGCUGCCGGGGUCGGACCCGGUAGAUAUGGACCUGGUAGUGUUGGCACAGGAACUGGUGGCCUUGCACCUGGUGGUUUCAGACCAGGUGGUGCUGGUACAGGAACAGGUGGAUUCAAGCCAGGUGGUGCUACCAAAGGAACGGGAGGCUUCAUGCCAGGCGCGACAGGCAUGGUAAAUGGUGGAUUUGGACCAGGAGGUGCUGGAACAGGUGCCUUUGGACCAGGUGGUGCCCCCACAGGAACAGGCAGCUUUGGACCAGGUGGCUUUGGUCCAGGUGGUGCCGGCACAGGACCCGGUGGC
Messenger RNA from Doryrhamphus excisus (bluestripe pipefish), 2040 nucleotides. RefSeq lists its product as uncharacterized. NCBI's taxonomy places the organism in Eukaryota, Metazoa, Chordata, Actinopteri, Syngnathiformes, Syngnathidae. The record is from RefSeq and is a predicted model, not a curated record.